Trichomonas vaginalis G3 is the source of this 1758-nucleotide messenger RNA. Its product is annotated as guanylate cyclase protein. The transcript has a single exon. NCBI's taxonomy places the organism in Eukaryota, Parabasalia, Trichomonadida, Trichomonadidae. Bases 1 to 1758 code for a protein of 585 amino acids. The record is from RefSeq and is a predicted model, not a curated record.
AUGAAUGGUAUUUUGAAUUCUUUAGCAUUGAUAGGACAAGGAGAUAAUGCAUAUGAAGCAGGUCCAGAAAUAAUCACAGAAGUUUCAAAGAUAAACGUUUGUUCCAAUGGAAGAAAAGUCAAUGAAUUUAAUGCUUCUCUUUUAGAUCUUCUUGUAUUCUUAGCUUUUGAUUAUAACUGGAUUGCUGGAGACUUGAAUCUUGGAAUGUAUAAGCAAAAUAUUUUCAAGGAUGAUUUCUUUUGCCAAGCAACAUUAAAUGUAAAUUCUGUGACUGUUCAUUCAUUUCAAUCAUUGAAAUCUUUGCUCUAUUAUGGAUUAGAACAUUCACAGAACUACUCAAAGCUCUUCUUAAUUUGGUUGAUAGCAGGUGCAAUUUGCAUUUCAUUGGCGGCGACAGUUCCGGUUUUUCUUGUUAUUUUAAGUUAUAAGAAUAUGGUAAACAAAGCAAUGAAAAUGCUGCUGAACUUGAACGCAUCGAUCAAAGAACAAGCUAAAAUCCAACUUCGAAUUGAUAAUUUGAAUAAUAAUGAUACACUUACUGCUCAAAUUGACAGAAGUCAUGAUGCAUCCCCAUCAGUAGUUCCUUUAAUUAAUUUCAUCAUUGUUGUUGGAAUUGUAGUUAUGUAUGCAUUCGAAUGCAAUACUGCAAUAAAGUUGAAUGAUUCAACAAGUUUAUUCACCAAAUGGUUCUAUCUUUCAGCUCAAAGAAUGGUAACUAUCAAUGAAAUUGCCUCAAAUUGUGUUCAACUCGUUUUAUUAGGUGAUAGAAAUCUUGAACAGAAUGUUGUAGAUCAAGAGGAAAUGGAAGAAAGAACAGAAGAAUAUAUCCAUGUCUUACAACUCCUAACAAGUAUUUUAGUUAAUGGAAAUGAAACUCUAAAAGCAUCUCUUGGAUAUGACAGUACUUUAGACGCCUAUCAAAUAUCAGAUACAUGUGAUUUAGGCUACAAUCCUAGAACAGUUCAUGAUAUGUAUGCAUGCACAUCAUUAAGCAAGCAGUUGGUAAUGUUUGAAUCAAUUAUUGAUAAUAUCCUAAAGAAUCAUCAAAAUUAUGGUGGUUCUUUGAAUCAAGAAUAUCCACUUAAUUUGCUACACAUUUUAGAGUUUCACAUCUUUCCAAAUAUCCUAAGAGUUUCUGAUAGAAUUGCCGAAUUAGUUGAGAAUUAUUUCGAUCAAAACAUGCUCAUUAUGUUGAUUUUGACAAUCCUUGGAUGUGCAUUGGCAUUUGUAAACUUUUUGUUAUCACUUUCAUACAGAAAUCAAAUGAUUACAACUUACAGAUUGCUAUUAGUUCUAUUCCAGAGAUUACCACCUGAAGUUAUUAUCAAUAACAAAGAAAUUCUUGACUUCUUCACAAGAAAGAAGAAAAAUGAUGACGAAGACAAAAUGUCAGUCGCAAAAUCAAUUGUUUACAAAGCAAAAGAAUGCAUUGUUAUCACAAACGAGAAUGCAAUUGUUGAAAUUGUUAAUCAAAGUUACACAGAUAAUACAGGAAUCCAACCAGAUCAGAUGCUUGGCCAAGAUAUUUUGAAUUUCAUUGCAAUGGAAGACAAUGAUAAAAUAAAUCAACAGAUUCAAUUAAUGUUGAGUGGACAAGGAUCAUUAUUCUGGCAAGAUCACAUUAAACUCAUUAACGAUAAUAACAAAGCAAUUCCAUUCAUUGUUCAAAUGAUCGGAAUGAAAGAUAAGGAAAAUUCAACAAAGGUCGAAUCAAUUGUUUUCAUUCUUACAAACGAAGAAGAAGAAAUUAAGAAAUGA